Pungitius pungitius (ninespine stickleback) is the source of this 2731-nucleotide messenger RNA. Its product is annotated as transcription factor 24-like. The record is from RefSeq and is a predicted model, not a curated record. Lineage: Eukaryota; Metazoa; Chordata; Actinopteri; Perciformes; Gasterosteidae. Bases 1408 to 2004 code for a protein of 198 amino acids. The transcript is spliced from 4 exons. Gene Ontology annotation, molecular function: DNA-binding transcription factor activity, RNA polymerase II-specific; RNA polymerase II transcription regulatory region sequence-specific DNA binding; protein dimerization activity. Gene Ontology annotation, biological process: developmental process; regulation of transcription by RNA polymerase II.
CCGAACCAAACUUGGUACAUUCUCUCCUCCAAGACCCAUUUGCCGGAGAAACUAGAAGUGGUACAGAAUCCAGCAUGGACAGAUACGUGAUACGUUAAAUAUUUAAGUGCAAAGUAAUAAUGCAUGUUUGAUACCCUUUUUUGCAUUGAAUCAUACUGGGAUGUUUACUGAAACCCCCAAAAACAUCCACCAGCCGCCACUACAAAUAACAUGGCUUUAUCUGAACAUUGAAUCCUUUAUCUCUGUAAAAUAUUAUUCUGUAAAUCUGCGAGGCACCAGGAUGCGCAUGAAGCUGGGAAACCAGGUCAUGUGGGAAAAGUGGACUUUUUUUGAGUUCUCUAUAUACCAACAACACUUUUUAGCUAGUUCUUGCACAAAAUGCAGUUUAUGUUUGCAAAUAAUUGCUCAAGUGAAUCAGACUUUGUCCUGUAUAGAAAUACUAGCACAGUGGAAAUCUGGAGUGAAAAGUCUGAGAAACCCUUCAGGAGCAUUUCUUUCAUGUCUACUUGGAUUCGAGGGUGAUCUGAAGAUCAUUGUGACCUCACGAAAUACGCGUUUUGGCCAAAGCCCAAGAAUGAUGUUCUGAUGGUGUAAAUUUCCCACUAACAUCUAAAAGGGUAAAAUGACACGUUGGACGGAUAUGGACGUAGAACUGCAACUGGAGGCCGUAACUUUCUAUUCUCUGGCUCCUCAUCAUCGUAACGAGGUCAAUCAGCUUCCAGGACGCCCCGGAUGUCCUGAACAAAGCAGAGGACUCGUCCGUCUCUCUUUGGUCGAUGUCGUACUGCCCCCGUGCUCCCAGUCCAACCCCUGUCCAGUUGUUAGCAGAGCUGUUGAGUUUCCCAAGCCCCCUCCACCCCCCUAACCCCCUCGGUGCCCUGGCUCGGGACACCAUUUCCCAUUGCUGCACUCCCCCAGGCCUGACUGCCUGCCUGCCGGCUCUUCUUGGCAGCCAAAUAGCCAGGGGAGGAUCAGGAUGACCGGGCCGGCUGAGAUAAGGACCACAUGAAGUUCCCCACGUUACCUCACCCGAUAAGGAAACAAGCAGAGACAGAGGGAGAGGCAGAGAGGGAAGGAGGGAGGGUCCAACCGAAAGGACGUCAAUGCGGUGCUUGUGUUUUCUUAUUGUAGGGGACCGGCAGAGGCCCGGGGAGCUUUGGAGAGGAGCUUGGAGAUGCUUCAGAGUAGAAUGUUUGAGACCCGAUGAGUGAUUUCAGCUGUUGUUCACCAGUAUUCACAUCUCCAUUGGACUUUUAAAAUGCUUCGAGAGAAGGAUGACCUCAGGCUGUGUGUCCUGUAGUGGAUGAUAAUCUCACAACCAACACUGGAAAGCAAACCUCCAUCCAGCCAAUGAAAACGGACGAAUCACAAGUGAAAUAAGUCUGCUACGGCACCUCGGCGGCAACCAUGGCACUGAACCCCCUGGAAGGUCUCAUGGCGGUGGCGGCGAACCACCAGCUGGUCCCCGAGACGCGGAGUGUGAAGCCCCCCCGUGCGGCAUCCCCCCGCGGACACAGGCUGAGCCCACGCAGCAGCCGGGAGCCCAGGAAGUGGGUGCAGUCUGUGUGUGCGUCCAGGUCUGCCUCUGGUUGUGAGUCUGCGGUCCAGUGCAGUACACUCAGGGGUCAGCACUCCCCAGAAAACGCAGCGCGAGAGAGGAGCCGUGUGCGCAACCUUCGACAAGCCUUCCACAGCCUGCAGGCCGCUCUGCCCUCCGUCCCGCCUGACACCAAGCUGUCCAAGCUGGAUGUCCUGGUCCUGGCGACUAACUACAUCGCUCACCUGACAGAGACGCUGGACCAGGGAGCGACGCUGGCCGAGCGCACCCUGCCCCCCAGGCCGGGGGGGUACCUGCAUCCCGUUAAGAAGUGGCCCAUGCGGUCGCUGCUCUACUGCGGCAGCGUGGGAGAGCUGCUGUCAGGGGUCCAAGUCAAUCAGAUGCACCCACCUGGAAGGGACGGGACACACACGCUGACCCCCACCCUGGAAGCAGAACAAGAGUGACAGCAGAGGACGGGCUUCGACUGGGCCAUGUACCAAGCAGCAAAAGAAACGUUCUCCUCCGGAGACUAUGGUCUUUUAGGAGAAGGCAGAAGCUUUUGAUUUAUCUAAAGAUGAAGGACAGGCCUUAAAUCAACUCGCAUCUCCAAGACAUUUGGUAAAUCUCUUGGCUGACGUUUGAAAGUUGCCUGGUGUUUUUUUAUUGGAAACCCACAUUAUGGUUUGUUGUAUGUUUCGAUAAAAGGCCUUGAAAGUGUUUUUUAUUCCACAAAACCCACACAGCGCAGACAGGUUCAGAUUAACUCUGAAAACAUUCCAUCAUUAUAUGAACUUCAGACCGAAGCAGAUUUAAUGCGAGGAAAUGAAAAAGCUGCUUAAGAUGACUAACGGCGCCACAAAUCACUUCAGCCAUUAUCUUGAUUUAGAGGUCGUAGUGUUUGGUUUUUCUAGAUAUUACUUUUGCUGUAAGGAAGAGAUGGGUGAGUUAAGAAAAUAUGAAAUGUUGUUUUGUGAGGUGCUAUGCCUUUUUAUGUAGAUGUUUGUGGUAUGUGCUGAAGCCUCUGUGUGUGUGUGGGAGGGAGAGGAUGGACGGACAGACGGCCAGUGAGGGAGGGAUUGUUGUGGGAACACAGCUGCUGUCUGAUCACUUGCUAUCUCUGCAGUAAUGACCACUUAGUCCUCAUUACAACCGAGCUGCAGAAUGUAACCUUCUACUUUUGAGUAAAAUACC